This is a messenger RNA of Debaryomyces fabryi, 1365 nucleotides long. RefSeq names its product N-acetylphosphatidylethanolamine-hydrolyzing phospholipase D. Lineage: Eukaryota; Fungi; Ascomycota; Pichiomycetes; Serinales; Debaryomycetaceae. The record is from RefSeq and is a predicted model, not a curated record. Gene Ontology annotation, molecular function: N-acylphosphatidylethanolamine-specific phospholipase D activity; zinc ion binding. The coding region runs from base 1 to 1365 and encodes 454 amino acids. Gene Ontology annotation, cellular component: membrane-bounded organelle; cytoplasm. The transcript has a single exon. Gene Ontology annotation, biological process: N-acylphosphatidylethanolamine metabolic process; N-acylethanolamine metabolic process.
AUGGUUACUAGUCUAUUUUCGUUCAAAGCGAAGGUUGGUCUAGGUCUCUUAUUAUCAUAUACCUCAUUCGAGGUUUACAUGCAUUUAAGGACGAAGCACAUUAUAUCGCAAAGGAAACAGGAAUACGAGAAGUUUAGUAGCACUUCGGGUACAAAUUCUAUAGAUAAGGAUGUUGAUUUUAGCAAAUUCAAGUCAGCUACGGUUGCUGGUAUGUUUGUUAAUCCUUUUGAUGAGUAUAGGCCACAGACAGCAUUUGAGUUUCUCCUUGUUCGUAUAAUGGAAGCAUUUGAGAGUCUUUAUGGGAAUCUGAUAGAAUUGCAUAAGAAGGUUACCGAAGAUGGUGCUAGUGAUGUCGAGGGAGUUUUGCAUUCAUAUAAACCGGAUCUAGAAUUACUAAGACAAAACUCAGUAUUAUUACAGAACUGUAUAAGUAAAAAUAAUUUCAACAACUUGACGAGUUCUUAUAAUGGAUGGCUUAAUGUGUUUCCCACGAAGUCACUCCCACCCUUAGGAGAACAAAUGAUAUUCACUUGGUUAGGACAAUCUUGCUCAUUGGUGCAAAUCUCUGGUAUAAACUUUUUGACUGACCCAAUUUUGAGUAAGCAUUUGAUCACUGAAUCUUUUGGACCAAAAAGAUUGAUCCCAUCUGCGAUGUCAUUCGAAGAUAUUAAAUACGCUACCAAUAACAAUAUCAACUUCACAUUAGUAUCGCAUGAUCAUCCGGACCACUUGGAAAUGAAUGUUGUUAGAAAAAUUGGUAAUUCAACUACAUGGAUCUUGCCAUUGGGGCUAAAAAAGAAGUUUGCCAGAAAUGGUAUAUAUAACGUUAUUGAAAUGGAUUGGUGGGAUUCCGUACCAUUAAACCGUUAUAUUAGUAGUGAGUCUAAUUUGACUGAUAAUUAUGAAAUUGUCUGUGUCCCAGCCAUGCAUUGGUCUGGAAGAUACAUAUUUGAUUCGAAUACCACAUUGUGGUGUUCAUAUAUAAUCAAGCGUAACGGUGAAGCAUUAUUAUAUCAUGCGGGUGAUACAGGAUAUCUGAAGGAACUAUUUGAUAUUAUUGGAGAGAAGUACUCCCCAAUAAAUUUAUCUUUAUUACCUAUUGGUCAGUAUUGUCCAUCAUGGCAUCAGAAACCAAGACAUAUUUCUCCUCAAGAAUCGUUACAAAUCUGUGACUCUGUCUCCUCAAAAUUUAUGAUGGGUAUUCAUUGGGGAACAUUUAAGCUUAGUAGCGAACCUAUUCUAGAGCCAAAGCAUUUAUUAGAAAAAUAUGCAGCCUUAAUGGGCAAAUCCGACAGCUAUAGAGCACCACAUUUAGGAUUGACUUACGUUUAUGAUUUAGAAAAAAACAGUAUAAUCGAACGCUGA